Messenger RNA from Rotaria socialis, 588 nucleotides. Lineage: Eukaryota; Metazoa; Rotifera; Eurotatoria; Philodinida; Philodinidae. The record is from the annotation of a GenBank genome assembly.
AUGCAUUCACAAGUAUCAAACGCUGCUAUAUCUUCAGGUGAACAGAGUCGCAAGGUUAUACUGCUAGCAAUAGGCAUAAUUGCUGUGUUUGGAAUAAUUACAUUCGCUCUUGCAGCUGCCACUCUUGGUACUCUCAAUAAACGAUAUAGUAAUAUCGAACGUAGUUUAGAAGGACUGACGAAUACAGUGAACAAAAUCAGUGAACAACUCUCUUCAACCACCGGAACGAGCGGAACAUUCACCCCUCAGUCUACAACGACAAUGGCAGGAUCUACGACCACACCGCAGCCUGUCAUAACAACGACAGGGCCUCCCAUCACAACUACACGGUCUACCACUACCACUACAACUACAGAGCCUACCACCACAACUACACGGUCUACCACAACAACGACAGGGUCUACGACCACAACUACAGGGCCUACCACCACAACGACAGGGCCUACCACCACAACUGGAGAGUCUACGACCACAACUACAGGGCCUUCCACGACAACUACAGAGUCUACUACUACAACUACGACGGCUACCACCACAACUACAGAGACAACCACCACAACUACAGAGACUACCACCACAACUACAUAG